GUUUCAUUUGAUAUUGUGUACAACGAACAUGCAAUACCAACAAUUGUUAAUAAUAUUCGCAUUCAUCGGAAUAGAAACAGAAAAAAUCGUUGGCAUUGAUCUAAGUGCAGAGAGUAGUGAAAAAUUUGCAGAGACAAAAAUUAAUAACGAUGAUUUUAAAUUCAGUAACAGAUUUGAUGAAGAAGGUUUCAAUAAAGAACCUAAUGGUGUGUCUAUAAUUCUACAAAAUAGACAGACAAUCGAUACAAACGGCGGUGAUGAAGAUGGAAUUUGGUUAGAUGAAAAAACAUCUAUGGAUCAAGAGUUGUCAAAUGGUAAUUCUCUCCCAAAUAGUAACAGUCUUCAAUUUAUAGAAAAUCAUCUAAUAGAGACAGCCGCAGAUCUUAGUGAAACAUCCCCAUUGCAUAAUGAGGAGGAGUCCACUACGAAAUCACCACUACUAAAAGUGCCUUCCCCAAAGAAAACCAACAAAAAACGAAAAAAAAGGAAACAAAAGAAGAAAGGUCGCCAAAAAAGGCCCAACAAAAAAAGAAGGCCUAACAAGAAUAAACGACCCAAUAAAAGACCCAACAAAAGACCUUGUCGCCCUAACAAAAAAUUUCCCAACAGAUGUAAACCAUUUGAAAAUGGCAAAGAUAAAUUACCCAUAGAUCCAAAUAAGAAACCACAAUGUCCACAGUGUAUACAAGGAAAAUAAAUUGUAGAACCAAUAACGAAAA
Messenger RNA from Stomoxys calcitrans (stable fly), 719 nucleotides. RefSeq names its product bromodomain-containing protein 4A-like. The record is from RefSeq and is a predicted model, not a curated record. The transcript is spliced from 2 exons. Lineage: Eukaryota; Metazoa; Arthropoda; Insecta; Diptera; Muscidae. The coding region runs from base 29 to 697 and encodes 222 amino acids.